GUGAUACGACUGUGUGUGAUACACAGGAGAUAAACUAGAAUAUCAGAGGCUAGCUUUGCUUUAUCAACAUGGUUGGAAAGAUUAAACAUGUUCGCCAGAAGCUUCACCAGGCUGCAGUGAAGCUUGACAGUUCCACUGGCCUCACUCAGACCCCCAGCUCCGGGUCCGAGUCGUCUCGUCGCUUAGAAGAGCCUCCACAGAAAAUAACUCCGCAGCUACUGGACGAUAAGAGUGAUGCUCCAAAACAUGCUGCACAGGCUGGGACACUCAGCUCCUUCCCCACUGGGAUCUUUGCAGGAACUAAAAUCUCUCCAGAGGCUCUUGUGCAAACCUUGAAGUUUGAGAAACCUCCAGAAGUACCCAUACCUGACAAGAAAGGCCCAGAAGAGAAGAAAAUCAAGUCAAAGAAAGAGAAGAUGAAGGAGAGGAGGGACAGAUGGCUCAACAAGAUCAGCUCCAUCAAGCAGGCGAAAGAGCAGCAGGCAGCAGAGGCCCGCAGGCAGGCCACGCCUGUGGUGGGAGACAUGAGGCCGCUGGCCGACGCCCUUCCUGAACUCUCCGAGCUCAUCGCCCCCGCCGUCACAGCCCCCACCGCUCGCCGCAAGAGCAGGAAAAACAAAGUGCCGGUGAAAAGGCCGGAGCCUACCGACUUCAGCCAGAUGAAACAGUCACAGAAACGUAAACUCCUGGAAACAGAGAGCGGCAGGUUCAGCGACGCAGUGAAGACGCUCAGCGCUAAAACAAACCCUCUGGCCGAUAUCGGUGAGCAGCUGAAGAAGAGGAUGAAGCAGGAGGAAGAGCAAGGUCCGAGCUAGCGGCAGCAGCGGCGGCAGCAGCUCAACUAAAACACUUCCACAGACUUAAACAAGCCCAGUCUGCACCUGAUGUCAUCAGGGAAACCCAAGCCUUAUUUAUAAGGAGGAGGAACCUGAUCUGUGGAACCCUGUCACACCUCUGCUGCUGGCUGGUCCCACACAAAGACUGAGUAUGUAGUAUUUGUAAAUCAUGACUAUAACAGAUAUCCUUUCUGUUUUAUUAUUCACAUCUUUGGCACGUCUUUAUUAAAUCCAUCAAAGCUCAAACUCUAUGUGUAUUUUCUACGUCAGAU
This is a messenger RNA of Scomber scombrus (Atlantic mackerel), 1108 nucleotides long. RefSeq names its product SLX9 ribosome biogenesis factor (gene slx9). Gene Ontology annotation, cellular component: preribosome, small subunit precursor; 90S preribosome; nucleolus. The record is from RefSeq and is a predicted model, not a curated record. The transcript is spliced from 6 exons. Bases 69 to 815 code for a protein of 248 amino acids. NCBI's taxonomy places the organism in Eukaryota, Metazoa, Chordata, Actinopteri, Scombriformes, Scombridae. Gene Ontology annotation, biological process: maturation of SSU-rRNA from tricistronic rRNA transcript (SSU-rRNA, 5.8S rRNA, LSU-rRNA).